Messenger RNA from Acanthosepion pharaonis, 2466 nucleotides. NCBI's taxonomy places the organism in Eukaryota, Metazoa, Mollusca, Cephalopoda, Sepiida, Sepiidae. The record is from the annotation of a GenBank genome assembly.
AUGGCUAUGGGGCUGUGUCGAAACGACCACGGCCUCUGGCCACACAUCGCUACAAUUUUACAGAUCAAUUUGAGUCAAAUGGCCGUCAAGAAGUUGAAACUUGGCAACCCUGACAAUUUUGAGGUUGCUGAAGUCUUCUGUUCUGGUGGCCAGCUGUGCAAAGAGCGGUGUGUGGAGGCCACUGAGAAUCCUGUUAGAAUUCAACUUCUCUGGCCAAAAGUGCUCAAUGAAGACAGUUACUCCAGCCAAGGCUCAACUGGCUACCGAUUUUACAUCAGAAAAAAAGACGUGGAGUUUAAUAGUCGAAGUCUUUCUUGGUUAGAUUAUAAGCAUCCUAGUCCUGUUGAUUCUUUUCUGACCACAUUCCUGAAGCAACCAACCAGUGAUAAGGAGUACCCAGAUUUGUGCAGUUUACCAGAUUUAAAUGAGAAGACGUUGUUAGAAAACAUCAAAGCAAGGUUUUAUAAUGGCAAUAUUUAUACUUAUGUUGGAUCUAUUUUGAUAGCUGUAAAUCCAUUUAAGUUCUUUCCCAUCUAUAACCCCAAAUAUGUAAAGAUGUACCAGUACAAAUGGCUUGGUGAUUUGCCACCGCAUAUUUUUGCAAUAGCAGAUGCUGCUUUUUCCACAAUGUUACGGACCAAAAAGAAUCAGUGUAUUGUGAUAUCUGGAGAGUCAGGCUCAGGGAAAACGGAGAGUACCAACCUCCUUUUACAUCACUUGACUGCUUUAAGUCAAAAAGGAAAUCAUGCCACAGGGGUAGAGCAGACGAUCCUAGGUGCAGGACCAGUGCUGGAGGCAUUUGGAAAUGCAAAAACGGUACAUAAUAAUAAUUCUAGUCGAUUUGGGAAAUUUAUCCAAGUUAAUUACAAGGAAUAUGGAAUGGUCCAUGGUGCUAUUGUUGAAAAAUACCUGCUGGAAAAGUCAAGAAUUGUCUCACAAGCCAAAAACGAAAGGAACUACCAUGUUUUCUAUUACCUCCUCAAAGGAGCUACUAAUGAAGAGCGAGCACAACUCCAUCUAACAAGAGCCAAUGAUUACCAUUAUCUUUCCCAGAGCAACUGUUUUACAGUUGAUGGUGUUGAUGAAGAACAUGAAUUCGCUCGAUUGAAACAGUCGAUGGAAAUGGUAGGAUUUUCCACUGAAAGACAAAACAGAAUUUUUUCUGUCUUGUCUGCUGUUUUGCACCUGGGAAAUGUUGAGUUCAAGAAGAAAGGAGAUCUCCAUCAUGAUGAGUCUGUGGUUAUUAGAAAUGAGCAAGUUAUCACUGUGAUAUCUGACCUGUUGAAGGUGAAGGAGAAAACUCUCAUUGAAGCCUUAACCCAGAAGAGAACAGUUGCUGGAGGAGAGACAGUGUUCAUGAACUACAAGUUGGAAGAUGCAAUUGCUACAAGGGACGCACUUGCAAAAUGUUUAUAUGGUGCGCUGUUUGACUGGAUUGUGUUAAAAGUCAACCACGCCCUCCUCGCCAAACGGCACAACAGUGAACAUCAGGUAGACUUCCCCCCUGCCCCGCCUUGCACCCGGUAUGAUCAGCCUCCCCCUUACACACAGGGGAAUUCUAUUGGAGUUCUGGACAUUUUUGGUUUUGAAGAUUUUCACAAGAACAGUUUUGAGCAGUUCUGCAUCAAUUAUGCUAAUGAACACCUCCAGUACUAUUUCAAUCAACACAUCUUCAAGUUGGAACAGGAAGAGUACCAACGAGAAGGUAUUCAAUGGAAGAACAUUGAAUUUAUUGAUAAUACUGGUUGUCUUGAGCUCUUCUCCAAAAAGCCCAAUGGUCUAUUUUGUCUGCUGGAUGAAGAGUGCAAUUUCCCUGGUGCUAGUAAUGACACUUUGUUGUCAAAAUUUAAUCGUCAUCACAAGGGCAAUCCUUACUAUGAGGUGCCUCAGUUGCGUGAAGGUGUCUUCGUGGUUGUCCAUUAUGCUGGGAAAGUGAAAUACAGCACAGUGGAUUUCCGAGAGAAGAAUUCUGAUCUCAUCCGUACUGACAUAGUUGGAGUUCUCAAAAACAGUAGCUCAGCUUUUGUGAAGGAACUGCUAGGUGUUGAUCCAGUGGCUAUUUUACGUUGGGGUUUGUUGAGGGCAUUCUUUCGUUGUAUUGCUGCCUUUAAUGCUGCUGGGAAAGCAUACCAAAUGGCUGGAAAAAGAAGCCAUGAUAAACCUGUGAUCAAGCAUGAUACCACAUCAUAUCCACAUUAUCGAGACAAUGGUAAACUUAAUGAUAAUUUACUAAGGUCAGAUUUACAAAGGACAUGCUGUGGUAAUUUAGGAAAUAAAUUAUUUAACAGUUUGGAGAGGAAGAACAAGUGUCCAAAGCCAAGAUACCGGCAAAAUGUGAGUUAUCGAGAUGUACGGACAUUGAAGGCAAUUGCAACACGUACCAUGAUUGGUGGUGGCAGAGUACCAUUCAAAAAACAACCUCCAAGUGUCAGUGCUCAGUUCCAAGUAAGUUUCAUGCUUUCUUAA